Molecule: messenger RNA, 1259 nt
Organism: Hypomesus transpacificus
Lineage: Eukaryota; Metazoa; Chordata; Actinopteri; Osmeriformes; Osmeridae
Gene: cth1
Product: cysteine three histidine 1
Exons: 2
Coding region: 303-1259 (318 amino acids)
Molecular function (GO): mRNA binding; metal ion binding
Source: RefSeq, a predicted model, not a curated record
GAUUGGUUAAUUCGUACAGCCACUGACGUUCAACGUUGCACAGCUGAUCCUCAUUUUAAAGCGAACGCGGGAGUAGGAAUUAGGUCAAGUUAAAAGGUGGCUGAUACAGAGGGCAAUUGCGUGCUACUCCAAACAAAGCAGUGUAGUCCACGUCGUGGUGUGUGCUUCUUAACGAUACACUUGUAGAUUAGGGUUACUUUUAAUUAUAUUGCUCUCUCCAGACAACAGCGCCUGACGCAUUUUUGGAGAGGCAUAACGAACAAACAAGAAGCAGUCCGGUGAUUAAUCCUCAACUCGCAAUCAUGUUUGAGACCAGUGAUGACAUGCUCAUGUUUCCCUUUGAGGAGGAGAUGGUAAACAGCCUUUUCUCUGAGGAGACCGUGGGUGGUAAAGUCUUGUCGUUGGCUGAGUCGCUCCUGCCCCUGGUCGAGUCUCCCUCCUCGCCACUGAUCCCCUGGAUGUGCUCCACACGCUACAAGACAGAGCUAUGCAGCCGCUACGCUGAGACUGGCGCCUGCAAGUACGCCCAACGCUGCCAGUUCGCCCAUGGUCUCCAAGACCUCCACGUGCCCUCUCGCCACCCCAAGUACAAGACUGAGCUGUGCCGUACGUACCACACGGCGGGCUACUGCAUCUACGGCACCCGCUGCCUGUUUGUCCACAGCCCAAAGGAGCAACGCCCGGCCCGCCGCAGACGCAGAAACGUCCUCUGCCGCACCUUCGUCUCUUUUGGGGUGUGUCCCUUUGGCACGAGGUGCAACUUCAUCCACGUCGAAGGCCCUGGAAGUGCCACCCCAGAUUCUGACAGUGCAGAGGAGGAGAGAAGCCCCCUGCCUGUCCCCUCCAAGCCCCUGGCACAGCCCCAGUCCCAGGAGUGGAGGCCCCGAGGGGCCCUGUGUCGCACCUUCAACAGCUUUGGUUUUUGCCUCUACGGCACUCGCUGCCGCUUCCAGCACGGCCUUCCCAGUGCCGUCAAAGGAUCUCACCACAGCCAGACUAGCUCCCUUCAGCUGGCUGGGGGAGCCCUGUCUCCAGGCUCCCUGUUCUCAUCCUCCUGCUCCUCACCAACCUCUAACCUGGUAUCCCCCCUGGACCCGGAAGACUCCUCCCCUCUGACCUCCCCAGCAGACCAGCCCAUGGCCCACAACGCCUUCACCUUCUCCUGCCAGCACCUCAACGACCUGCUGCUCCCUCUGGCGCUCCGUCUGCAACAGCUGGAACAGUCAGAGCACAUCUAUAAGGGGGCUGAUGCCCUGUAG